Molecule: messenger RNA, 3239 nt
Organism: Empidonax traillii (willow flycatcher)
Lineage: Eukaryota; Metazoa; Chordata; Aves; Passeriformes; Tyrannidae
Gene: MFAP3
Product: microfibril associated protein 3
Exons: 2
Coding region: 205-1227 (340 amino acids)
Source: RefSeq, a predicted model, not a curated record
UCUUUUUUUUUUUUUUUUUCAGUUGGACUUCCAGUUUCCACUUCGAAUAUUGAUGGUCUCGAAAGUGCAUUUGGAUCCAAGACAUUUUCCAUCACAGAACAAAUCAGGAGCCUCCUCUCCUAUCUCAGAGCAAUACAGACAGCUUAAUAUCAUAUGACCUCAUUUCUCCAUAUUAAAUGAAAAAAGAAUUUUCACUAGCUUUCCAUGAAGCUCAGCUACUGCCUGUUAAUUUUGACUGUUAGUGCUGAUCUUUCAGUUGGAUUCACAGUGGAAAAUGUAGCUUUUAACAGGACGGUUGCUUUUGGGUCUUUCAAUGCAUCACUUCAUGCAGUGUCUCAAGCUUUAAUAAGUUCUCCAGCAUACCAUGAUAUCAUAGCCAAAGAGGGGACCAGUAUUUUAAUUGAAUGUAAACUGAACAUCAGCCAGUAUGAACAUAUCCUUUGGUAUAACUCCAGGGGACACCUGCUUGAACAGCAAGAUGGUGACCGGUGGAGGAUUGCUGAUAAUUCCCUUAACAUCACAAAGGUCAGCUUUGCUGACCGGGGCCGAUACACGUGUGCAGGCAUCAACCAUAAUGAGACCUUGUACUACACAGUCACUCUGAGGGUUACCUUCACCUCAGGAGACAUGAGUAUCUACUACAUGAUUGUGUGCCUCGUUGCCUUUGCCAUCACCCUCAUUUUGAACAUAACCCGUCUGUGCAUGAUGAGCAGCCACCUCCGCAAGACAGAGAAGGCGAUCAAUGAGUUCUUCAGGACGGAAGGGGCUGAGAAGCUUCAGAAGGCUUUUGAGAUAGCCAAGCGCAUCCCUAUCAUCACAUCUGCCAAAACGCUGGAGCUGGCCAAAGUCACUCAGUUUAAGACCAUGGAGUUUGCUCGGUACAUCGAAGAGCUUGCCAGAAGCAUUCCCCUUCCACCUCUGAUCCUCAACUGCAGGGCGUUCAUGGAGGAGAUCUUCGAGGCUGUGCGGGUGGACGACCCCGAUGAAGUCGGCAAGGAGGACAAAGAGUCCCAAGGCUGCGGCGCCCAGGCUGCCAUAUUCCCCAUCAACCCCGAGAUGAAGCGCAGCGACUCCCCAGCAGGGGAUUCCGACGAUGGUUCCAUGAGCGAGCAGGGCCAGGAGAUCGCCGUGCAGGUGUCCAUCCACCCUCAGUCCGAGGUGCAGAGCAUCGACACCGUGUCCCACGACAGCUGCCAGUUUGCGCCUUCUGAGGAGGGCACCUGCUGAGUCCUGCAAUCCAAAGGGGGGUGAAGGAAGCUGGGGUGACCCAAAGAUACUGUGAGAAAGGGGUCUGCAAACAAGCUGCCUCAGUCCCACGUGCACAACAGUUUUCCAAAUUGCAAGGUGCCAGAACUAGUUCUGAAGUCUGUAUUUCCUGUCAGUGUUGAUCUAACGAUUUAAGGCUGUUAGAAGAGGCCACUUGGAAUAUUGUGCAGGGGCUUUUAUUUUUAAAGCAGGCUUGCUGUACUUAACAGAGUUACAAAACAGGAAUUCGUUGUCCUUGUCUCCUUGGUAGCUUCUGAUACUUCUGAUCAGUGUUAGAAGUGGCCAAGCUGAGCAGUACAACUUGCAAUAAGGUCUUUUCCUUUGUGAAUUAUUUCUUUCUUCACAAAGUUGAGCCGAAAUUCCUUUGAGUCAGUGUUGUUGUCCUGAUGAUUUGAGUUGUGUGCUCUUUUUGAGUUGCCUCUUGGUGUGUGCAGCCCAUCAGAACCGCAGUGAGCUUGAACAAAUGUUUUGUGUUGCGUGCUUCUAUGUUGCUAUCAAAAUGUACUGUACUUAGGAAAAGUACCAGGAUCUGCUGCUGGAUUAAACAAACUGCUGUAGUUUCAAAGCAGCUUGGAGAGCAACCAGGGGGUCUCAGUUUUCCAUGCACCUGCAGGAAACUUGUACGUACUCUAGAAGCUUGUUGCUUAAACUUGGUGCUGAUGCCAAAGCGCCUUACCCUGGUUCUGUCCCGCAGAAUGGAGCAGUAACAGCACUGCCAGCAACCGCCUGGCUUUUGACUUUGCUUUGAUUUCACUCACUAUAGAAAAAUCCAAAGGUUUAUAUUGUAUUUGACGUUGUGAGAAAUGAACGACAGUAAUAACACAGUGGCAUAACUAAUGAAUAAACUCAUCUACAGACAGGUGUCUCAGGCACUUCUUUCUGAGCAUUAUGAUUUCUGAGCAUUAUAGGAAAGCAGGUAAAAAGUAGUGACACUUGCUCUGCUCUGGCUAGUGCUGUCAGGAGGCAGUGGCAGAGAGAGUGGCUGGUGGAGGGGCUGGCAAACAGCUCAGCCAGCCCCUGUUUACAGUGUGGAGUUUACAGGGUGGAUCCCAGCCUUAUCCACUGAAGAGGGUGGCAGAAGGGAGAGGUGCUGACAUAACACACAAGUACUUCACCCAGGAUCUCCCAUGUGGCUUCCUCAGCUGUAGAGAUCCAGCCUCCAGGAAUCGGAGGGCACACAAGAAUAUAGUUUCUUCUUUCACUCUUUGGUGCUGAUUUUUUUUUUUUCUCCUUAACAUUUGUAAGUUGCAUCAUUUAAAUAGCAUUUUCUAUCCUGUUGAGAUUUAGUAGAUGUAAAGCUUGUAAGCACUCCACAAAUUAAUUUCUUACAACUACUGGAAGCAUAUUGCCAUAUAAUUUUAACAACUUGGCAACAGGAGCACCAUUUAAUUUCCCACAACUCUUUUUUCUUUCCUUAUUAUUACAGAAAUGUCAGUUGAACAAGUGAUUCUGGACGGCUGCUCAGGAUUCUUAAGAGGAUUUGACGUUAGAUUUACAUGAGUAGAGGUAGAAAACAAGCAGGCACUGUGGUAAUAGCGGGGUGGGGCCAUCUGUGGUAAUUCAUGCUCUGAACAAAUUAUAGUUAUCAUAUCAGAGAGGGGGAAAUGACAGCAUCUGUUACCAUUUUAAACUACCUUCUGGGGAAAGUCCUGCAGUCAGCCACCAGUAAAUGCACCCUAGUUGCCUUUGGCCUGUCGGGUAAGAGUGGUGUUCGUCAGGAAGGAAGGAAGGAAAUUGGUAGCCUUGGUUAUAGUAGCAUUCCCACCAGCUUGGUGCCAUUUCCCGGACUGCAGCAAACUUUAUCUGCUUCAGGGGAAUAAAACCUUCUGUAGACACUUAGAGUAGCUACUGCCCUCAACAGUAACUUCUUUUUUGCUUCCAUGGUUUGAUGGCACUUUAUGUCCACGUGAAAAGUUUGUAUAGUUUUGUGUAAGCAUUUGGUUUCUUUAAGUUCUUCGAGGCGAUCAGUGUUA